Molecule: messenger RNA, 663 nt
Organism: Prunus armeniaca (apricot)
Lineage: Eukaryota; Viridiplantae; Streptophyta; Magnoliopsida; Rosales; Rosaceae
Source: the annotation of a GenBank genome assembly
AUGGCGGAAUUUGAGGCCAUGGACCUAGAUGCACAGUUGGACAGACUGGAGAAACUCAAUUCCACUCCAGGCAAAGCAAAGUCCAAGGCAGUGGAGGAGGCCGUGGAGAGGCUGAAGAUUUGGCAAUCUACUGAGCUGGAGCUGGAUGAGGAUAGGGAAGCCAUUGAUCAAUUGAUGAAGGAUCUGGACCUGCUGCACAAGCAGAACAUGGCUCCCAAACCCAUACUCGAGAUGAGCCUUGGCCUGGCAAGAGAUGUGCUCAACCUUCACGACCACUAUGAGGAUCUCAAGCCUACCUUCAAGACCUCUGAGUUUUGCAAAGCCAUUCACGAAGCCAACUUGGUUGAUUAUGCCAAGCAGAAGGAAGAAUUGGACCAGAUGGUCGCGGGGUAUAAGGAAGCUAAGGGUACUGUAGACAAGUUGGAGAGGAAGAUUGAAGAGCUCCAAAAGCAACUAGCAGAGUGCAGGGAGGUGCAGAAUAGACUCGGGGCUGGACUGAGCUCCAAGACCAAGGCUACUUUCCUUGUGCAGAGCAUGGUUGCAGCUUCCAGGCCCGCUUUGGAAAUUGCAGAGGCUUCAAUCCACCAGGGGGUGCUGCUUCAGAAAGAACUAUCCAUAAAGAAGGCUAAUUUGCAAGAAACCCUUAGGAAAUUAGGGUUUUAG